This is a messenger RNA of Harmonia axyridis, 1753 nucleotides long. Its product is annotated as tubulin gamma-1 chain-like. Gene Ontology annotation, biological process: cytoplasmic microtubule organization; mitotic cell cycle; mitotic sister chromatid segregation. The record is from RefSeq and is a predicted model, not a curated record. Gene Ontology annotation, cellular component: spindle; nucleus; centrosome. The transcript has 2 exons. Gene Ontology annotation, molecular function: GTP binding; structural constituent of cytoskeleton. Lineage: Eukaryota; Metazoa; Arthropoda; Insecta; Coleoptera; Coccinellidae. The coding region runs from base 96 to 1442 and encodes 448 amino acids.
AUUUAAUCUACUGCAUUAAAUUUGAAAUUCUUCGAAUAACAGAAGUUAUCUUUUAUUUUACUUUUUUUUCAAUAUACCAUAAUAAAAUAAAUAAAAUGCCAUGUGAAAUGAUAACACUCCAACUCGGCCAAUGUGGUAAUCAAAUUGGUUUUGAAUUUUGGAAAAGAUUAUGUGCCGAACAUGCAAUAAGCCCAGAAGGGAUUCUUGGGGAAUAUUCUACAGAGGGAAUAGAUAGAAAGGAUGUAUUUUUUUACCAAACAGAUGAUGAACAUUAUAAGCCCCGCGCAGUUCUGGUAGAUUUGGAGCCAAGGGUCAUAAAUACAAUCUUAAAUACACCCUACUCAAAGUUGUAUAACCACGAAAAUAUAUUUUUGUCAAAAAACGGCGGAGGCGCUGGUAACAAUUGGGCAGCGGGUUAUGGACAAGGAGAAAAACUGAAUGAAGAGAUAUUUGACAUAAUAGAUCGAGAAGCUGAUGGCAGUGAUAGUUUGGAAGGCUUUGUUGUUUGUCAUUCUAUUGCGGGAGGUACAGGCAGUGGAUUAGGUUCAAAUAUCCUUGAAAAAUUGUCUGACAGGUUUCCUAAAAAGUUGGUUCAAACUUAUAGCGUAUUUCCUAAUUUAGACGAAAUAAGUGAUGUAGUGGUUCAACCUUACAAUUCUCUUCUGACAUUAAGAAGACUGACGGAGUCUGCAGAUUCUGUUGUAGUUUUAGAUAACACUGCUUUAAACAGGAUUGCAACGGAGAGAUUAUGUAUUCAGAAUCCUUCAUUUGCACAGAUCAACAGCUUAGUGAGCACAAUAAUGACAGUUAGUACGGCUACUUUGAGAUAUCCUUCCUAUAUGAAUAAUGAUCUGAUGGGUAUCCUUGCUCCAUUAAUACCAACACCAAGAUUGCACUUCCUUAUGACCGGUUUUACACCAUUAACUUGUGAUCAAGAUGAGAGGAGCGUAGGAAAAACAACGGUUCUAGAUGUUAUGAAAAGGCUCCUUCAACCAAAAAAUAUGAUGGUUUCUACUAAUCCCGACAAAAAUGCACAACACUGUUACAUCUCUAUUUUGAAUAUAAUUCAGGGAGAAGUCGAUCCAACUCAAGUGCAUAAGUCGAUACAGAGAAUCAGGGAAAGAAAGUUGGCUCCGUUCAUUCCUUGGGGACCUGCUAGUGUGAAUGUCGCAAUCUCAAAGAAAUCGCCCUAUGUUAAGACUCCUUAUAAAGUUUCUGGGCUCAUGUUGGCAAAUCAUACAAACAUAAGUUCUUUAUUCAACAGAGUACUGGGGCAGUAUCACAAGUUGAGGAAGCGAGAAGCAUUUUUGGAUCAGUUUAAGAAAGAAGAAAUGUUCCAAGAUAAUUUGAACGAGUUGGAUGAGAGUGAAGAAGUUAUACAGGACCUUUGCGCUGAAUAUCUUGCCGCCACCAAAGAAGACUAUGUUACUUCUCGUAUGUAAAGUUUCAUAACCAGUAAUGAAAUACUAUAUAUAUAUUUUUUUGUAAACUUAAUAUGAGAUUUAUAGUAGUACUUGGAUUUCUCAUUCGAAAUCUCACCAGUAUAGAAAUAAGUGUGCCAUUACCCACAAUUUAUAUUAUUUAUAAUUUUUUUAUAGAACUCUAGAAUGUGAGAGUUUCCAGUAAAAUAAGCUGAAUUCUAAAAAAAGUUAGGAUUAAUGAUUUUAGUAAGAUUGCUAUUGGAUAAUGAAUAUUUUUUUAAGUGCUUGUGCCACGGAAUUGAAUUUUUUUUUAAUAAAAACAUUAGUUGAAA